Molecule: messenger RNA, 2497 nt
Organism: Owenia fusiformis
Lineage: Eukaryota; Metazoa; Annelida; Polychaeta; Sabellida; Oweniidae
Source: the annotation of a GenBank genome assembly
CGAAAAAUAAACAUGGCGUUGAAUGAAAUGAGGAAGUAUUUGUGGCACGCUUUUAAUACAUUAGACGACAAACAGCGGGGUACUGUUCCAAAAUCAAAGUUGAAGGUUCUGACAAAAAGUAUAGAAACAACACUUGGAAUCCAGGAAAACAUUGAAGACCUAGAGGAAUAUCAUAGCACACCAGACCUAAAUUUCAAGGACUAUAUUUCCUAUCUGACAUUAGUAGGUGUCUUCGCCGUCCUUGAAAUUAAAUGUACCAACAAUAUAUAUUUUAACGACUUUGAAAAUGUAUGCUGGAUGAUUUGCUCGAAACAGUUCCUCAACAGAGACCAUAAAAUAAUUCACGAAUCGGACGUACACAAUCUUUGGAAACUUUUUAAUUUUUUAUGCGAAUGUGAUACAACAGAGGAACCAGUGCUUCCAAUUUAUAUGAUUAAAGAAGAGGUGGGGUAUCUGUUGGAGAGAAUUUAUUUUUAUCUCGGAAAAGAUUGGUCGAUGAAAGAUUUUGAGUCUGAGACCAAAGAUGUUGAAUUGUGGGACUUUAAGAAGCUAUUGAAUGUGUUGGAAUUGAGAUAUGUCCAUGUUAAAGGGGUCAGCGCACAGGAACUAAGCACAGCAUUGACAGAAGUUGCUGAUCAGUUCUUCAAGGAUGUCAUCAAAAAGGGAUUUUUAACAAAAAAGGGACACUUUAUCCAGAACCAGAAGGAUCGCUGGGUAGUGCUGACACGUCAUCAUCUCAAGUAUUACACAGGGAGAGACCAAAGGGAACUCAAGGGCGAAGAGAACAUCACUACUAAAUGCAAAGUAGAGUCAAUACCUGAAAAAGGUAGCAACAAAGCAAGUAGAUUUAUGUUCUGUGGGGAGGAUAAAAGUUAUGAACUCUCAGCUCCUGAUGUCCGCAGCAAGAAUGAGUGGAUAGCAGCAAUACAAAGUGCCAUUGACAAUUGCCAAAAAACAGUUCCAAUUCAGCGAAUGGCUUCUCAGAAGCGUCGUAAGAAUCGAGAAAUAUUACGUGCCAAAUCUUCAGAAGAUGAAGAAAGACUGAAACGUGAGAAAGAAGAAAUGGAGAAAACUAAACAACAACUAGAACUCGAGAAAAAGAAACGACUGGAAGAGACAGAAAAGUUAGCUCAGAGGCUACAGAUUCAAAAACAAGAACUUUUGGUUGAGAUACUGAAACGACAACAAGAGAGUGAGGAAUUAAUGGAGGAGAUGAGGAGAAGAGAGGAGGAGCUAGACAAGGAACGUGAACAAAGAAAACAAGAAAAUGAGUUACUCGAGAGAAACCGCGAGGAAUUGGAGAUGGAGAGAAAACGACGGGAGGAGGAAAUCGCAACCUUGAAAGCACGAGAGUCUGAGUUAGAAUCUGAAAGGACCGCUAAGGCUGAAGUAGAAAACAAACUCCAGGAAGAGAUGAUGGUCUUAGAACAGGAGAGGACCAGACUGAAUGACCUACAGCAUAUCAACAAACAACUAGAGAAUCUUCUAGACCAAGAAAGACAGGAUAAGAAAGAUGAGGAGAUUGUCCGUGCUCUACAAGCAAAACUUCUUGAAGAGGAGACUAAAAAACGUGAAGAACUAGAGAUAAUGAGAGCAGAGCAGGAGAGACUACUCGAGCAAGAGAAACUGGAGCGGGUGAACGUAGAAGAGCAGAAGAAACAGCAGGAUGAACUACUUGAACAAGAAAGACAAAAACUUGAGCAAUUGGAGCUUGAGCGUCGGGAGGCAGAUUCACAAUUAAAGCACCUUGCAAACAAACUUUAUGAGGCAGAGAGGGAUAAGGCCUUGUUACGGAAAAAACAGACCAGAAGACAGCUUAUGUCAUGCUAAUCUAGGGGAAGAGACUACAAAUCAAAACUGGACUCAGCUGAGAGGGAGAAAGCUAAAUUGAUGGAACGGCAUACUAAGAAGCAAGAAGAGAAGCCAAUCGGAUUAGCUCGUCUCAUUCAGCCCCGGCCUAAUCCUCACAUAACACACAGAGGAUUGGGGGCAUUCUGCAGUGAGGAUUUUCUGAAAAAUCCUACUGAAAAUUAGGGAAUUUUCCAAGUAAAGCACCAACUUGAAAGGAAAUUUCCAUAAAAAGGACACAAAUAGAUGAUACAGUAUUUUGUUCAUCUUAUAGAGACAAAAACUCAUUUAGUAUUAGCAAUGUGGAAAUCAGGCCUGCACUGUUUGCUUAAUUUGAACAUACUGCUAUUAAAUUAGUGACAGUAUAUAAACACAAUCAAACUAUGAAAUAUGAAGAAAGAAAAUUCGUGUAAAUAAUAAAUAUGGACUGAACUGCUGAACUUCAGAAAUGAAUGAAAACAUUAGACUGUGCUGCAGUAGAAUUAAAAAUUAAAGUAGAAUCGAAUGUAUCAUGUAUUAUUGUGUUAAAUUAAAGCUGUAAUUCUCAUUCUAAAUAAUUGAUUGUGUAAAUUAAGUAUUAUGAAUUUAAAGUUUUUCAGAUGAGAUGAGAAUUACAUAAUAUGGCCCUUUAAUGAGAUAUCUUUAAAAU